This is a messenger RNA of Ectocarpus siliculosus, 1272 nucleotides long. Lineage: Eukaryota; Phaeophyceae; Ectocarpales; Ectocarpaceae. The record is from the annotation of a GenBank genome assembly.
AUGAGGUCUUCUUGCCUGCUGUUGGCGGGGCUGUUGGGGCGCAUCACCCGCCUCGUCGCCGCAGGCGAGAAUGCUUCCUUGCGCGGCGGCAGCGUUAGUGGCGACGACGUGCUUCGCGGCCAAGACGGCCAUAGAUUGCCGGCAGAAAUAUCGGACGUGACCUGGAAUGCCCGAGAGCUAGUGGAGAGCGAACCCUCCUCUCCAGAAGGAAUCCUAAUAUUGGCGCAGGGGAGGUCCGGCUCGACGAUGCUGGGGGAAUUAUUCCGCCACAACGAGGACCUGCUGUACUUCUACGAGCCGUGCAGGCAAAGAGGGCAGGGGGUUUUGGGAGGCCUCCAUGAAACCUCAAGCGUAGGCGGGCCGGAAUGUUUCGCUCUCAUUCGAAGGCUCCUCCGGUGCGAGUUCACCCUGCAAGACACGGACGGGAUUUCGGCAGACCGGGCGGCCGCGGAAGCCUCCUCGCCGGUGGUCGAGGAGCCGACGAGGGCGACGGCUGUAGUUGUCAAGAGCAUUCGCCUGCACGACGGAUUGGACGGCCCCGAGUACGAUACAUCGGGCCUGCACGUUCUUCAGCUGGUCCGGGACCCCCGCGGCGUCGUCAACUCUCAGAUGGGUUUAUGGAACAAUCCGAGUAAGACCGGGGGAAACGGCGGCGACGUUGAUCCGGCACAAGCGGCGAGGAAAUCCGGGCGAACCCUGGGAGCAGUCGUCUGCAAAAGUUACCGGAAGCAGCUGGACUCCUUUCAACAGCUAGGACCAGAAAGCAGCAAGUAUCUCCGUCUCCGGUACGAAGACUUCACCACGCUCCCGAAGGUCGUCGCGGAGCUCGUGUACUGCCGGUUCGGCCUCGGGGAGGUUCCCGCCACCGUAACGGGCUGGAUAAACUACAACACCAGGAUGCCCGCCUGCAAGGAAAGCGAUAACCCAACACGCCGCUUGGCCGCCCUGAACUCGAUCGUGCUGGGAGCAAUCGACGACGAGACUCCUGGGGAAGAAGGCCUCGGGUGGCUCGACGCGAGACGGCGGCUGGAAACGGCGGUUCGAGUGGACGCCCACGUGAAAACCAGGGAAGGCGUUGGUCAGGGUGAGCAAAGCGGGGAGAAGUGCAACGAAAACAACCAGCAGGCGGCUAAGAACCCGUACGGUACGCGCAGGCACUCCUCGGCCAUGGCGGACCUGUGGCGGAGCCAAAUGCCCGAGGAUAUGGUGGAGAUCGUGUGGGACGCUUGUCAGGAUUCCGGCGUCAUGCCCGAAAUGGACUACCUCAUCUAG